AUGCGGUACAAGAGUCCGCCCGGCUACCGGGUCACCUUUCUGCCCAAGCUGCAGAAUUGUUCGCCCUUACCCGAGCGUGUCAUUUGGCAAAAGGUGAAAGCAGCACAACCGGCCGUACGUGACGAACCUGGCCAUCAGCUGAAACCAGGAGACUGGGUGGUGGUGAAAGACUUCCAGAGGAAGAGGUGGUGCGAACCCAGGUGGCGUGGACCGUUCCAGAUCCUGCUCACCACUCCGACGGCUGUUCGAUCUCUCCUGCACGCACUGGUGGAGCUGAAGAAGAAUGGAAAGUUUAAACUGUUUCAGAGUCAUCUGAAUCAGGACUGUCCAGAAUGCUUUAAGACUCUGUCUGAAGAACCUUCUGUGCUGGAGAAGUUCAUAAAGAUGAAGGAAUCCUUCGAGUGUCAUCAAAGCCAUGAUUACCCAGAAUGCAGUGAAAGAGAGCAGGAGGAUCCUGAGGUCCUGUACAUUGUUGAGAAGAUGCUGGAGACCUGUGGCAGUGACAGGUCUCUGAAGAUCACACUCCACAUCCUGAGGAACAUGAAGCAGAAGGAUCUCGCUGAGAGAGAGCAGCACAAUGAAUCCAUUAAAAGAGUCCAGGAGGAACUUAAAAUUCAUCUGAAGAAGAAGUUUGAAUACAUAUUUGAAGGUUUAGCAACACAUGGCCACUCGACCCGCCUCAAUGAGAUCUUUACAGAGCUCUACAUCACAGAGGGGGGAAGUGGGGGGGUCAAUAAUGAGCACGAGGUCAGACAGAUUGAGAUGGCAUCCAAGAGACAAACCACCCAGGAGACUCCAAUCCUCUGCAAUGACAUCUUUAAGGCUUUACCUGGACAAGAGAAACGCAUCAGAACUGUGCUUACAAAGGGCAUCGCUGGCAUUGGGAAAACCGUCUCUGUGCAGAAGUUCAUUCUGGACUGGGCAGAAGGAAAAGCAAAUCAGGACGUUGAUUUCAUCUUCACUCUACCUUUCCGAGAUCUGAAUCUGAAGAAGGAAAGAGCAUUCAGUCUGAUGCAACUUCUGCAGCACUACUUUCCACAACUGAAAGAGAUCCAAAGUGUUGAAAGUGAUGAAGUCAAAGUUGUGUUCAUCUUUGAUGGUCUGGAUGAGUGUCGCCUUCCUCUACAUUUCCAAAGCAAUGACAUCUGCUGUGAUAUAAGAGAGUCAUCAUCAGUGGAUGUGCUGCUGACCAACCUCAUUAAGGGGAAUCUGCUUCCCUCUGCUCUCCUCUGGAUCACCUCCCGACCUGCAGCUACCAGUCAGAUCCCUCCUGAGUGCAUUCACCAGGUGACAGAGGUAAGAGGGUUCAAUGAACCGCAGAAGGAGGAGUACUUCAGAAAAAGAAUCAGAGAUCAGAGCCAGGCCAGGAGAAUUAUCUCACACAUCCAGUCAUCCAGGAGUCUCAACAUCAUGUGUCACAUACCAGUCUUCUGUUGGAUUUCUGCUACAGUUCUGGAGACAAUGUUGGGUAAAGUAGAGAGUGGAGAUCUGCCCAAAACUCUGACUGAAAUGUACACACACUUCCUGCUCAUUCAGACUAAUGUGAAGAAUCUGAAGUAUCGUGGCUCUGAUGAAACAAACCCAAAGACGUCAGCAUCAGAUACAGAAAUCAUCCUGAAACUGGGGCAGCUGGCUUUUCAACAGCUGGAAAAGGGCAAUCUGAUAUUCUAUGAAGAGGACCUGAGAGACAGUGGCAUUGAUGUCAGUGAAGCUUCAGUGUACUCUGGGGUGUGCACAGAGAUCUUUAAAGAGGAGCGUGGGUUGGAUCAGGAGAAGGUAUACUGCUUUGUGCAUCUGAGCAUUCAGGAGUAUCUGGCUGCCUUGUUUGUGUUUCAUUCAUCUGUAAAUGAGAACAGAAAUGUUCUCAGAGCAGAAGAAUCAAAACCUCACAGUGGCAGAGUGCAGCUGUCUGAGUUGCACAGCAGUGCAGUAGAUCAGGCCUUACGGAGUAAGAAUGGGCACCUGGACCUUUUCCUCCGAUUCCUUCUUGGCCUUUCUCUGGACUCCAUUGAGACCCUCUUAGGAGGACUACUGACACAGACAGGAAGAACAUCAGGAUGGACAACAAAACUCUUAAAGAGACUACAGACAGAAAGCCGAUCAGGGAGCAUCAAGAAAACAGUUCAGUACAUUAAGGAGAAGAUCAAAUGCGAAUCUUCCGCAGAAAGGACCAUCAAUCUGUUCCAUUGUCUGAAUGAACUAAAUGACAACUCUCGAGUGGAGGAAAUCCAGAAUUCCUUGAGAUCAGGAAAAUUUUCUAAUAAAGAGCUGGAACCCCACCAAUGUUCAGCUCUGGCCUUUGUGUUACUGAUGUCAGAGGAGAUCCUGGAUGAGUUUGACUUGAAGACCUACAACACAUCAAAAGCAGGUCGUCAGAGAUUGGUACCAGUAGUCAGGAACUGCAGGAAGGCCAUGUGA
This is a messenger RNA of Conger conger (European conger), 2418 nucleotides long. Its product is annotated as NLR family CARD domain-containing protein 3-like. The coding region runs from base 1 to 2418 and encodes 805 amino acids. The transcript is spliced from 4 exons. NCBI's taxonomy places the organism in Eukaryota, Metazoa, Chordata, Actinopteri, Anguilliformes, Congridae. The record is from RefSeq and is a predicted model, not a curated record.